CAAACACGUGAGUCGUCUUCCUCGCAGAGCCGCAGCCAAUUUGCAGACUCGCAAAAUUUCUUCCGGUUCAGAAGUGUCCAGAUCUGGCUCGCCUGGCCACGCCUUGCAACGCUCCUUACGCCUUCCCCGCGCUAAACGUGCAACUCGCGAAACAGCUGACCGCCUCGGGCGAUUUCCUGCCGCCUCGCUCCGACGCGCGCGAAGGCAUGCUUUUAAAACACUGAUUUCAACCCAAUAAUGGUUCUUGCUGGUUCAUUGCAAUUGUCCCAUCAACUGGGACUUUGCAAGAAUCAGAGGUCACGAGAACAAUAUAAGAGUGGAAUAGGAAGGGACAAGUUAUAUUCAUUAAGCACUGCCCUUACAUCACGAUUUGCGUUUCAGAAGCAGGAUUCUUGGGGUAUCCGUUUAUCAGACAAUGGAUACAGGUCCUUACAUACUGUGUCUCACAGCUAUCAUGCAUUUAAGUGCCAUUCUUCGCUAACAUCAGGCCAACCAUUCGACCAACACGGCUUGAAGACAGCUGCAAUGGUGUUGACAAGGUCAUAUAAUGCUUUGCAAGGUUGUCCUCUUGUAUUCAAAUUGAUUCCAUCAGUUGGCAUUAUUAUCUUUGCCAUAUGGGGUCUGGCACCACUUAUGCGCCUGAGCAGAAAUCUGAUUCUUCAUAAAAGUGAUGGUAGUUGGAAAAAGAGUAAUACACAUUAUGUUACAACCUCGUAUAUUCAACCUACGCUGCUAUGGAUGGGAGCAAUACUCAUAUGCAGGGCAUUGGAUCCAGUUGUUCUACCUACAGAAGCUAGCCAGAUUGUAAAGCAACGUCUUUUGGAUUUUAUAAGAUCAUUGUCAACUGUUCUGGCAUUUGCCUAUUGUUUAUCAAGUGUGAUUCAACAAGCACAGAAAUAUUUCAUGGAGACUAGUGACUCCGGUGAUACCAGAAAUGUAUGU
Molecule: messenger RNA, 942 nt
Organism: Prunus avium (sweet cherry)
Lineage: Eukaryota; Viridiplantae; Streptophyta; Magnoliopsida; Rosales; Rosaceae
Source: RefSeq, a predicted model, not a curated record